AUGAAGGUGUUGAUAGCAGCGUGCGGGGCCCUGCUGGUGCUGCGGGUCGGGGCGCAGCAGCAGGCACAGCAGGAACCCACCGUGACCCACAAGGUAAGCAUAUCUACGGCCGGAGCUUCGAGGACGAGAACUUCCCUCCUCUUCUUCUUCCUCCCUCAUGACCUCUCUGUUCCCCCCUUAGGCGUGAGUAUCUACGGCCGGAGCUUCGAGGACGAGAACUUCCAGCUGCAGCACUACGGCCCGGGGUGGCUAUCCAUGGCAAACUCCGGCCCCGACACCAAUGGCUCCCAGUUCUUCAUCACCACCGCUGUUACGUCCUGGCUCAACGGGAAGCAUGUGGUGUUCGGGAAGGUGCUCAAGGGCAUGAAUGUGGUGCGGAAGGUCGAGGGCACCGCCACAGGCCCCGGUAACAAGCCACUCAAUGACGUGGUAAUCACUGCCUCGCGGGGCAUCGAGCUGGGCCCUCAGGAGCGCUUCGCCACCCCCCUCGAGGCCACUCCUGACACCGUGUGAUUGGUGGUGGUAUCAGCGUUGCCAAAUUAUCGUAUUCUGAACAUUGUAUAUAUCAUUUUUAGCCUCCAAGAUUGUCGUAACCACACAAAUAACGAUGGAAAAUUAAAGUUAUCGUUAAAACGGUUGAAUACAGAUGGCUUUCGGUUUUUUUUUUGCUAGAGUUAUCGGUCAAAAACUACGAAAAUGUAAUGCGCUGUGUACGAUAUUUUGGCAAGGCUGGGUGGUGCUGGUGGUGGCGAGGUGCAGUGUGGGAGGUGCUGUGUCUCCUCCUUGCACCAAUAAAGAUAAACUGUUGA
This is a messenger RNA of Eriocheir sinensis (Chinese mitten crab), 809 nucleotides long. Its product is annotated as peptidyl-prolyl cis-trans isomerase 6-like. Gene Ontology annotation, cellular component: intracellular membrane-bounded organelle. Gene Ontology annotation, biological process: protein peptidyl-prolyl isomerization. Bases 1 to 513 code for a protein of 170 amino acids. Gene Ontology annotation, molecular function: peptidyl-prolyl cis-trans isomerase activity. The transcript has 3 exons. NCBI's taxonomy places the organism in Eukaryota, Metazoa, Arthropoda, Malacostraca, Decapoda, Varunidae. The record is from RefSeq and is a predicted model, not a curated record.